This is a messenger RNA of Polistes canadensis, 1090 nucleotides long. Its product is annotated as pancreatic triacylglycerol lipase-like. Gene Ontology annotation, molecular function: lipase activity. The record is from RefSeq and is a predicted model, not a curated record. Gene Ontology annotation, biological process: lipid metabolic process. The transcript is spliced from 5 exons. NCBI's taxonomy places the organism in Eukaryota, Metazoa, Arthropoda, Insecta, Hymenoptera, Vespidae. Bases 7 to 1077 code for a protein of 356 amino acids.
ACUAAAAUGUUUCUAUUAAACUUACCGAUAGAGGCAUUUAUCUUUGUACUGUGUUGCAACUUAGUAAUUUCUAAACAAUGGGAAAGUGGUUUGCGUGAAAGAUAUGACGGAUAUGGAGAAGAUUGGAUAUUUAUGCCAGAUGGAAACGGUUUACCUCAAGUAGCAAUAUUAAAAUACGAGGAUAAUGCGAGAAAUAUUCUCGAUAACAAAAACAUUUCUUAUAUUCUCUACACACGGUUUGGUCCAGAAAAUGGUACAAAACUUAUGAUCAAUGAUACUGCAGGACUUCUCAAUUCAGAUUUUAAAGCAUCACGAAAAACAAAGUUUAUAACACAUGGAUGGAAAUCCAGUUCAAUGAGUUCCGGUUUUAUAGAUAUGAAGGAAGCUUACUUGCAACAUGACGAUUAUAAUAUAAUUCUUGUCGACUGGGAACCUUUAGCAGCAAGUACUUUUUAUCUUGGUCCUAUGCAAAAUACCGUUCGUGUAGGAAAGGAUGCUGCUAAUUUUAUCGAUUUUCUGGUCUCAGAAACUGAUUUAAAAGCUGAAGAUGUUCAUUUCCUUGGACAUUCUUUGGGUGCACAUGUUGCCGGUAAUGUUGGAAGUGCAAUAACUUCUGGUAAAUUAGGAAGAAUUACUGGAUUUGACCCAGCUUUGCCCGGAUUCCAUCUGUUUGCUUCUGAUAAGACUCGUUUGGAUUUAACUGAUGCAACAUUUGUUGAUGUGAUUCAUUCUUGUGGUGGUAUUUUAGGAUAUCUGCAACCUGUAGGUAAAGUUGACUUUUAUCCAAAUGCAGGAACGGCGGUUCAGCCAGGUUGUUGCUGCGUCCCAGAAGUCAUGGAAGCUUGCAGUCACGGACGAUCUUAUGUAUACUUUACAGAAAGUAUUAAUUCGAAGACUGGACUUCCUGCUGUAAAAUGUGAAAAUUGGGAUCGUUUUGUAAGUGGUGAUUGUAUAGAUUCUGAGGCAGUUUUAAUGGGAGAACACGUAGAUAAAUCUGCCAGUGGAUCUUAUUUUCUUAGAACAAGAUCUGAGUCGCCUUACGCAUAUAUGCCAGAAAUAACUAGUAAUGAUAUUUAAAUUUUAUUUUUAA